Messenger RNA from Eremothecium sinecaudum, 807 nucleotides. RefSeq names its product putative dephospho-CoA kinase (gene CAB5). Gene Ontology annotation, biological process: coenzyme A biosynthetic process. Gene Ontology annotation, molecular function: dephospho-CoA kinase activity; ATP binding. Bases 1 to 807 code for a protein of 268 amino acids. The transcript has a single exon. NCBI's taxonomy places the organism in Eukaryota, Fungi, Ascomycota, Saccharomycetes, Saccharomycetales, Saccharomycetaceae. The record is from RefSeq and is a predicted model, not a curated record.
AUGCUAGUUAUAGGCUUAACUGGUGGCAUAGCAUGCGGUAAGUCAACUGUAUCGAAGAGAUUUAGGGAAAAACACAAGAUCCCAGUAAUAGAUGCAGACCUUAUUGCUAGAGAGAUUAUGGCUCCUGGUGAGUCAGCUUAUUAUAAGGUUGUAGAAGAAUUCAGUUCUAAAGUUCCCAAUUUACUAUUACCAAACGGUGAAUUAAACAGGCCAGUGUUGGGCGAUUGGAUAUUUGCAAACCCUAAGGAACGCAAAACAUUAAAUGCGAUAGCUCAUCCUGAAGUCAGGCGAAAAAUAUUAUUUCAGAUAGUGGGCUAUUACCUUAGGAUGUAUCCAAUGUGUGUACUAGACGUACCGUUACUAUUCGAAUCUGGCAUGGAUGUCUUCUGUGGUAUCACAAUUAGUGUGAUUUGUAAUAAAGAAGUACAAAUAGAAAGGCUUAUGCUAAGGAACCCAGACUUAACUAAGGAGCAAGCGCUGGAUCGUAUUAACUCUCAGAUUUCUAUGCAAGAAAGAAUUGAGAAAUCUAACUUUAUCAUUGAAAACAACGAUAAUUUGGAGACACUGUAUUUAAAGAUAGACAACGUGGUGUCGUACAUGAAACCGUUUAUACUCACAGUUAUUCUUCAUUAUUUCAUUCCUUUUGGAAUCAUUUCAGCACUAUCGUUGAUUUUAUCGAAGUGGUAUACACGUUACUGUGCCAAGAAGAUCAGGCAGCGAAAGCAGGUGAGGAAAGUUGUCUAUCCGAAGAAGUUCAGACCAGCUAACAUAAAGGUGAAACACAAGAAGGGAACUUCCAGGCGCUAG